Salvelinus namaycush (lake trout) is the source of this 1405-nucleotide messenger RNA. Its product is annotated as TBC domain-containing protein kinase-like protein. Gene Ontology annotation, biological process: protein phosphorylation. The transcript has 12 exons. Gene Ontology annotation, molecular function: protein kinase activity; ATP binding. Lineage: Eukaryota; Metazoa; Chordata; Actinopteri; Salmoniformes; Salmonidae. The record is from RefSeq and is a predicted model, not a curated record. The coding region runs from base 218 to 1405 and encodes 395 amino acids.
AUUUUGACAGCUGAGCUUCGUCGCUGAAAAUUGACGUAAUCGGUCACGUUAUCUCUCAACUGCUCACAGCAUCCCGUGAAAGAGAGGAUUCUGCAAAAUAAAAUACAAAUAAAAUCUACGGUCAGAAUUUUUGGGAUAUGAGGACAGACGUUCACUAAACGGUGUGUGGGUUGGUGGAGCUGUCAACUGUGAGUCUGAAGUGGACACUGGAGCAGUCAUGAGGCCACUGAGAGAUGCCCAGCUAGGGGCCUUCACCUUCUUUGCCUCAGCUCUCCCCCACGAUGUGUGCGGGAGCAACGGCCUCCCCCUCACCCCCAACUCCAUCAAGAUCCUGGGCCGCUUCCAGCUGCUCAAGACCAUUACCCACCCCAGGCUCUGCCAGUACGUAGACAUCUCCAGAGGGAAGCAUGAACGGCUUGUUGUUGUGACGGAACACUACGAAAGCAGUAUAAAUGAUUUCCAGAAACAGGUUCAAACUGUCAGCCCAGAGAGAGUUCUCCAGAUAGCCUAUGAGGCCUUGGAGGGACUAGAGUUUAUGAACAAACAUGGGAUGGUUCACAGAGCCCUCAAUGCACAGAAUGUCCUCAUGGAUGGCAAGGGCAAGGUGAAGCUGGCUAAGUUUGGGCUCUAUUACAUGACAGACCACGGGGCGGAUGUGGACUUUCCUAUUGGGUACCCAUCCUAUCUGGCUCCAGAGGUCAUCGCCCAGGGCUCAGUCCACCCUAGUGACCCCUCCCAGGGGGAGAACCCUCUUCCCUCGGGGCCCAAGACAGACGUGUGGUCCCUGGGAGUCCUGCUCUUUGAGCUGUGUGCAGGUAGAAGACUACUGCAGAACAUUGAAAUAAGCGAGAGAUUGAAAUUCAUCAUCACCUUGGGUUGCAUUGACGACAUAGUCACAGUCCUUGCAGAGGAACACGGAUGCUUGGAUGCGAUUAGGGAGCUGCCUGAGAACGUCCUAACAUUGUUAAGGAAAUGCCUGACCUUCCUGCCAUCCAGAAGACCCACCCCUGCAGAGCUGCUGGUUGACCCAGUGUUUGAGGGCGUGUCGUGUCUCUACGCCCCGUUCCAGCAGCCCGUCGGGCUGUUCUCCUCCUCCCUGCGCUGUGCCCACCUGGAGCUACCAGAGGACAUCAGCCAGCUCUGCAAAGAUGAUGAUGAGGAGUACCUGGGGGAGAGGGCCAUAGACGAGGUGUACCACCUGUGGUGUUUGGCAGGAGGAGACCUGGAGAAGGAACUGACCAACAAGGAGAUCAUCCAGUCCAAGCCUCCCGUCUGCACCCUGCCCAAUUUCCUGCUGGAGGAUGGGGAGUCGUUUGGCCAAGGCAGGGACAGGAGCUUCCUCCUGGAUGACACCACCGUCACACUGUCUCUGUGCCAGCUGAAGAACGUGAGGACACCACCGUGA